AUGGCUGUCCUCAACUCCAUCUCAUGGGAUGAAGCAGCAUACUCUCGCACGUCCGAAGAGGCAUGGGCCGCGUUCAUCAAAUCGCGCUUCGCGGCCCUCGCGACACCAAAACUGACCGUCGGACCCUCUGUUCAGUCGCGCAUGAUAGAGCAGGAGCUCAGGAUGCUCAAAAAGUACUUGAGUGUCGCCUUUCGGUGCCGGAAUGCCGUCUCAGGUGCUGCCGCGUUACCGGCGGAGGUCCUCUCCACGAUCUUCACUCUCGCGCAGGAUGGUGGCUGGCAGCCUCGUCAUAUAGUUGAGAACGGCACAUCACGCUUCGACCUGGGCUGGAUCAACGUCAGUCAUGUAUGCAGCAUGUGGAGACAAACAGCUCUGCGCACACCCGCAUUAUGGCCGAAGAUAUCGUGUCCGCACUUGCCCUCGAGGAUGCUGCCAGAGGUCAUUCGUCGCGCAAGGGACCUUCCGCUGGAGCUCUAUGUGGAUACAACCGCGUUCAAGCAAGGCAAUUUCCCUGUCGAGCGAUGGCUUUGCGAACCCAUCGUGAAGCGCUGCAAGUCAGUUUUCGUCACUUCGAGGGACAUAGACGAGACGUCGCGCGUGAUACAUUGCCUUCCUCCGGCCGAAUACAGCUUGAAGGAGCUUGCCGUGGACCUCGAUAUCACCGACUGCGGCGGUGACUGGUGCCUUUUCGAACCCGAGGUCAACAUGGCUGUCGCAGGGUACUUCCCGGCUCUGGAUCGGCUGUCCCUCCGUGGUUGUUUCCCGUGCUGGGGGAUGCUGAUGGCGCUCCCCGACAACCUUACCCGGCUUUCCCUGGCGAUAGAUGGUGUAGACGGGUCAACAGACCCGAGGUACCGCCCAGAUGCGCGUCGCUUUAGAGACGCACUUGUCGCACUACCUCAUCUCCAACACCUCAUCCUCGAAAACUUCUUCCCUGAACCACUCUACACCGCGACGGCCAAUAUGGUGCCACUUCCCGGCGGACCAUUCACCAUCACGCAGCUACGCAGCCUCACUGUCAUCUGCAACUGUUCCUGGACCUACGAACAACACUAUGGGUACUUCUGGAGAAACUUCCGCGUGCCGCGAACCGCCAUCGUGCAAGUCGACCUUUCGCUCGGCAGAGCAAAGUUCAAGGGAGACUACCUCGCGCCUAUCACUUUUAUGGGUGCAGAUGCUGAACUGCCUCUCGAGAUGACGCUCUCCAAGCACACCGUCAGUGUGCGAUACAGCGAGAUCGAGGGAGACUAUUGGACCGGGCGCUCUAAUCCCGAUCCAUUCUACAGCCCCACGACGGAUCAAUACUGGGACGUCGAUACGCUUCGUGGAAGCAGGCAUAUACACGACGCUGACACCUAUGUCGUCAAUUUCGCCAACCAACUCCCUCUUCCCUCAUUACGCGCCAUCUUCCUCCCCGCAGAUGUCCUCCCGUGGUAUCACGACCCCGAUGACUGGAUAUCAUCCUUCUCCACUGCACAGGACGUACGGCGCUUGUCGUUCACAUACCCUACAUCCUACGAGCUUCUCGUCGCGCUCGCUCGAACCGCACAACGAGCUCACGAUGCGCCCUCUCUGGCGCUAUUCCCUCGUCUCGACACGCUCAUCUUCCACGGUGACGCAACGCUCCAUGGCAGCAAGGACGAUCAGAUCAUCCCUGAGUCGCUGGAUGUAGCGCUAUUUGAUGUACUAUCUACGCGCGCGAGAUGCGAUGCGCCGAUCAAGCGCAUAUUCGUGAGUAAGCAGCUUGCGUCGUGGGAGGUCUGGGAGCACAUAGAUCACGCUGCUAUCGCUGUAGCUUUCUUCUGA
This is a messenger RNA of Peniophora sp. CBMAI 1063, 1806 nucleotides long. NCBI's taxonomy places the organism in Eukaryota, Fungi, Basidiomycota, Agaricomycetes, Russulales, Peniophoraceae. The record is from the annotation of a GenBank genome assembly.